This is a messenger RNA of Vavraia culicis subsp. floridensis, 309 nucleotides long. RefSeq lists its product as uncharacterized. The coding region runs from base 1 to 297 and encodes 98 amino acids. Gene Ontology annotation, biological process: regulation of transcription by RNA polymerase II. The record is from RefSeq and is a predicted model, not a curated record. Gene Ontology annotation, molecular function: transcription coregulator activity. Gene Ontology annotation, cellular component: core mediator complex; mediator complex. The transcript has a single exon. NCBI's taxonomy places the organism in Eukaryota, Fungi, Microsporidia, Pleistophoridae.
AUGCUGACCAAGUUCGAAAAAGAGCUGGAGUUCGUUCAGUUGCUGUGCAAUCCAUACUAUUUACAAUACCUGUACCAAAAGGGAUACUUCGAGGAUUCCGAAUUCAGAAGAUUUCUUAGAUACCUAGAAUAUUGGAAGGAAAAGCCUUACAGUAAUUUUCUUAUUUAUCCGCAAUCGCUUAUUAUUCUGGAUGCCCUGAAUAACAAUGAAGAGUUUAUAAACAAACUAGACGACGAGAAAAUCCUUGAAUUCGUUGAGGAACAGUUGCGCUUCUACUGGUUACAUAAAAAUCAAUAAUAUUCAUUGCUG